UAUGGCGGCCAAGCACUACUCUAUCGCAGUUGUGGGCUUGGGCUGUAUCGGGUCGGCAGCGUGUCGUCAUCUCUCAAUGUCUUCGCCGGAUCCGAGCACCAUAAUCGGUAUUGGCGAGGCCGAGAGCACUCCAGGUACUGGCUCCAAUUGUAGUUUUCCCACGGUUUUCUCGUCUCACUACGACCAGGGACGCAUCACUCGAGUUGUGGAUCCUGAUGCCGUCUGGUCUCACCUCGCGGCCAAAUCCAUUUCCAACUAUCCAGAAGUAGAGACCAAGAGCGGCAUUUCUUUUCACGGACGCGUCGGGUUUCUCAGAGUCUCUCCAUUUUACGGUGGUGCCGGGGAUAGCCUCGCAAGAUCACUUGAGGUUGGGCUCCAAAACGGUGCCGAGGCAGAGGUGGCGGACGAUGCAAGCUCUCGGUUUCCUUACUUUGGAUUUGGAGACGAGGAUGUUGCGGUGGUCGAGAACGGUGGUGCUGGCUACGUGAACCCGAGAGAGAUGGUGAGAGCUCAGCUCGCCAUCGCCAGAGAAAAUGGGAUCCGGCUCGUCCAGGAAACCGUGACGAGCAUCGAGCGACUUGGAGAGGGUGGUGGUGUGAAGAUCUCAACCAGACGAGGGACGAGUUUUCUAGCUGCCAGAGUCUUGAUUUGCACUGGAGCCUACACAAACUUUCUUCUGCCGAAAAGCUUGCAGCUCGUGGUGAAGAUCAGAGCCGUGUCAGUGGUGCUAGCGGAGAUCGAUGGCGAUGAAGUGAAGAGGCUGGAUGGAAUGCCGUGCUUCAUAUGGCGGCUCAAGUCCAACCCGGUGCUUCAUUCCGUGUAUGGAUGUCCUCCGAUCCAGUAUCCAGACGGGAGAACAUACGUCAAGAUUGGAGGCACUACUUGGCAGCCCAAGAUCGUCUCCACGGAGGAAGAGUUUCUCGAGUGGUUCCGCGGCGCAGGCUGCAAAGUCGAGACAGAUGCUCUGCUCGAGGUGCUGCUGCGGGAGCUUGUUCCGGGGCUGAGAGUGAAGAGCGUGAAGACGAAGCCGUGCGUCGUCUCCUACGCGGCCCGCAACUAUCCUUACAUGGACAAGCUCUCGGACGAGGUGUUCCUCGCGGCUUUCGGCUGUGGAGCCUCGGCAAAGUCCUCUGACGAGAUUGGAAAGAUGGCGAGCUCGCUGGUGUGCAACGGCGAGUGGUCCUACGAUCAGCUCGACUCGUCGCUCUUCCGAGCAGUGUGCGAGUCCUCAACUUGAAGCUCUUAAAGGCCUGCUCUACAGGAUCGGAUAUAAAGUGAUCGAGCAUUCUUUCUAGUCCAGGUGUUACUAGCGAGCGGGAGAAUCUUUGUCCAGUGAUCAAGUAAAGUGACAAUAUAACUCAGUCAUGACCAUUCUAACUAUAUUUUACGCGAAAAAAAUCGCGAGAUGGAUGCGUCGGUGGAGAUUUACCAUGCACGAAUGUGGUCAUCGCCGGGCCCCUUUAAAAAAAUCACCACUCCGUUUGGUGGCCUUCACGAGCUCGAGAGAGACAUUGCAAAGCUUUUAUCGGCGAAGUCGUGCAACAGAGAUGGUGGUAUAUGCGCAUACAUCUCGUGGAGAUAUGCUUGCUGGGAACUGGCAGGUGU
Messenger RNA from Selaginella moellendorffii, 1605 nucleotides. Its product is annotated as peroxisomal sarcosine oxidase. Gene Ontology annotation, molecular function: sarcosine oxidase activity; flavin adenine dinucleotide binding. The record is from RefSeq and is a predicted model, not a curated record. Bases 2 to 1237 code for a protein of 411 amino acids. Lineage: Eukaryota; Viridiplantae; Streptophyta; Lycopodiopsida; Selaginellales; Selaginellaceae. The transcript is spliced from 2 exons.